AUGGCCAACCUUUCAGCUGUGCCACGCUAUAUUGAGAUUGCCGUUAAUUUAGGUGAUCCCAUGUUUCAGGGCGAGUAUCAUGGGAAAAAGAAGCAUGAAGGGUCUUAUGCAGGUGAUCUCGAGCAUGUUAUUCGACGUGCCGAGCAGGCUGGUGUCUCGGCGCAGGUUAUCACGGCUGGCGCCUUGACAGAGCUUCCGUCUGUACUGCAGCUAACGGAUAUGCGUUCCUCGUUUUUCUGUACGGCAGGCUGUCACCCUACACACAGUUCAGACAUGGAGACCUAUGAAGGCGGUCCUGAAGCGUUUGUGUCGCGACUGCAGCAAUAUAUCCAGGAACAUGACCGCAUUGUAGCUACUUAUGCAGACUAUGACCGUCUUCACUUUGCUUCUGCAGAAACGCAGAAGCGCUGCUUCGACCUUCAGCUACAAAUGGCCACCAAAGUCCGACUUCCCCUCUUCCUGCACUCACGAGCUGCGCAUAAGGAUUUUGUGGACAUCCUGAGGCCUUACCUGAAUUCGUUGCGGCCACCUGAAAUACAGACGGACAAAAGUAGUCCUGGAAGUGUUGGUGUAGUGCACAGCUUCACGGGUACGGCAGAAGAACUCCAUGAGUUGCUCGACCUCGGACUCUACAUCGGCGUGAAUGGUUGCUCGUUAAAGACCCAGGAGAACCUGGAUGUUGUGAAGCGGAUUCCCUUGCACAGGAUCCUUCUAGAGACAGGUAUGUGCUCUUUAACUAAUGGUAGACGCCCCGUGUACCUGGACGAGUUCAAGGCAAAGGAGCGAGAGCUAGCUGCUGUGUACUCGCCGCCGAGAGCUAAACCCGAGAAGUGGUCACCAAUGACAGCUGUCAAAGGACGCUGCGAGCCAUGUCAAAUCGGGGAGGUCGCAGCGGUUGUCGCGAGAAUCCAGGGCGUGUCACUCGCUACGCUGGCUGCCCACGCGUACCAAAAUGCCGUAGCGCUGUUUCGGCUACCAGUCUUAUAG
Messenger RNA from Malassezia sympodialis ATCC 42132, 987 nucleotides. RefSeq lists its product as uncharacterized. The record is from RefSeq and is a predicted model, not a curated record. NCBI's taxonomy places the organism in Eukaryota, Fungi, Basidiomycota, Malasseziomycetes, Malasseziales, Malasseziaceae. Bases 1 to 987 code for a protein of 328 amino acids. The transcript is spliced from 4 exons. Gene Ontology annotation, cellular component: cytosol. Gene Ontology annotation, molecular function: 3'-5'-DNA exonuclease activity.